CGAAGAGAAUGGGUAGCUGCAUGUCCUGGAAACUGCAGGUUGACAGUGAGUUAAACCAGGUUUCAAUUUCAGUUCAGUGGCUCAGCCCUGUCCGACUCUUUGUGACCCAAUGGACUGCUGUACACCAGGCUUCCCUGUCCAUCACCAACUCCAGGAGCUUGGUCAGACUCAUGUCCAUCGGUUGGUGAUGCCACCCAACCAUCUCAUCCUCUGUCUUCUCCUGCCUUCAGUCUUUCCCAGCAUCAGGCAUUGCGCCCCAAAUAGUGGAAGAGGGCCAUUUAUUGCAUAAGUAAGAGUCUGCGCAGACCCAGGCAAAGAGGAAAUGAGUUCCACACAGAGGGACGGCCUUGGGUGAAGUAAUACAGUUACAGAGGGGCUAACGGCGAGAGAUCUUAUAUCAAUGUGUGAGGUCAGCGCGCCUGAGGUUGAGGCCUUAAGUGAGGGGAGCAGUGAUUUCUGGUGGGAGCUUCAAGCUCAGCUGCGAAUCACGCUCAAUUGGGCCAUCUCUCCAUUCUCUCCCCGGCUCUGGAGGCUUCUUCAUCUGGGGUGGGACCGAGCCAGGAGGGCAGGGGGUUGUGGGGAACGCAGGGAGCGGAGCUGGGAGGGGGAGGGGGAGGGGAAGGGAAGGGGGAGGAGGCGGGGCGCGGUUGCGCCGCGUCACCCUGCGGCGCGUCCGGAGAGGCGUAGGCAGCCAUGGCGGGAAGCGAGCCUGGCAGCCGAGGGAGCUCUCCUCAGCCUCCUCACAGCGACUGGGGCCGCCUGGAGGCGGCCUUCCUCAGCGGCUGGAGGAACUUCUGGCAGUCGGUUGGCAAGGAGAGGGCGGCUCCAAGGGCCUCCGCGGAGGAGACGGACGAGGAGGCCAGUUCUCUGACGCGGCUGCCGAUUGAUGUACAGCUAUAUAUUUUGUCAUUUCUUUCACCUCAUGAUCUAUGUCAGUUGGGAAGUACAAGUCAUUAUUGGAAUGAAACUGUCCGAGAUCCAAUUCUGUGGAGAUAUUUUCUGUUGCGGGAUCUUCCUUCUUGGUCUUCUGUUGACUGGAAAUCUCUUCCAGAUCUAGAAAUCUUAAAAAAGCCUAUAUCUGAGGUCACCGAUGGUGCAUAUUUUGACUACAUGGCAGUCUAUAAAAUGUGCUGUCCACACACAAGAAGAGCCUCAAAAUCUAGCCGUCCUAUGUAUGGAGCUGUCACCUCAUUUUUACACUCAUUGAUCAUUCAGAAUGAACCACGAUUUGCCAUGUUUGGACCAGGUUUGGAAGAAUUAAAUACAUCUUUGGUGUUGAGUUUGAUGUCUUCUGAGGAACUUUGCCCAACAGCUGGUUUGCCUCAGAGGCAGAUUGAUGGUAUUGGAUCAGGAGUUAGUUUUCAGUUGAGCAAUCAACAUAAAUUCAACAUCCUAAUACUAUAUUCAACUACAAGAAAGGAAAGAGAUAGAGCAAGGGAAGAACAUACGAGUGCAGUUAACAAGAUGUUCAGUAUACAAAAUGAAGGGGAUGAUCAACAAGGGAGCCGGUACAGUGUAAUUCCACAAAUUCAGAAGGUGUGUGAAGUUGUUGAUGGGUUCAUCUAUGUUGCAAAUGCUGAAGCUCAUAAAAGACAUGAAUGGCAAGAUGAAUUUUCUCGUAUUAUGGCAAUGACUGAUCCAGCUUUUGGAUCUUCCGGGAGACCAAUGCUGGUUUUAUCUUGUAUUUCUCAAGCUAAUGUAAAAAGAAUGCCCUGUUUUUAUUUGGCCCAUGAGCUCCGUCUGAAUCAUCUAAACCACCCUUGGAUGGUCCAGGACACAGAGGCUGAAACUUUAACUGGCUUUUUGAAUGGUAUUCAGUGGAUUCUUGAAGAAGUAGAAUCUAAGCAUGCAAGAUGAUCCUCCUUUUCAACCUUGGCUACUGAAAGCAUUUGAAACUUGUUACUAAGGUCAUGAUGUGGAUAUUUGCUCAAGUCAGCUCAUUCUGCCCUGCCUUUUUGCAGGUAGGCUUUACGUUGGACAGCUGUCACUACUCUAAUUUUUAUAUAACUUUUACUUUUUAACAUAAAUCAACCACAAGAAAAAAGUUUCAGUGGUAGCAUUUGGCCCCAAAAUGAACCAUUUAGGAUUUUUUAAUAACUCAUAUAUAUAUAUAUAUUUUUUUUAAUAUUAAAUUCUGGAAAAAAAACAACAACAAGUUUGUGCCUCUCUCAUUCUUCGUGGUUUCUCUUCUGUUCAGUUCAAAGAUUGCCAUCAUGGGGAAUAGCAAAUUUGCUAAGCUUUCAAUAGGUUCUUUUCAAGGGUCCUUAACUGGUUAUCAGAAAAUAAGUUUUAUUAUUUUUAAUAAAUAUACUGCUUAAAGAUUGGAAUAUUCACUGAAAUUUCAUUUACUGGUAUGGCCAUACAACUUCUCUUUCUUUUCUGAAAUAGUAGAAAUUAACUUUUUGCCUUAUUCAAUACUAAUUCAGUGAAAAUAGCUAGAAAUUCUUGCUGUUUUCAAGUAACCUGAAAGCUCAUGAAGUACUAAAGCCAGAUUUUUUUCCUUGCUCAUAAAGAAAAUAUUCCAGAGACAUUCAUGAUCGUAUGACCUCCUACUCAUUAAUUGCUUCCACUUUGCAGAGGAAACAGUCCUCCUAUCUCAGUGGAAUUGAGGGAUUUAAAAAUUACAGUUGAAAAGAGCAUUAUAUUCUCAGUGGUGCUGCACCCAAGAAAUAGCCUCCAUCCUACAAGCGGGUGCCAUUCUGAAGAAAGGAGCUCUCACAUCUUGGGUGCAUUUAUCUAGCCCUUAACUUGAGCACUUGUAGUUGGGGGAAGAGUGAGAAAUGCUGACAUCCUGCUUUUCCUAGAAUGGAAGCCCUGUAACUUAGAGAGAGAAUGCUGUUUCCUUGACUGCCUUGGUCUAGAAUGGAGUUUCUGUCUUUCUGAGCUGGAGGAGGGAUGUCUUGGUUUUUAAUAACUUGGUUGUUAAAAUCCCACAUACUCUUACUGUUCUUACUGAGGUGUUUUUUUUUUUUUUGCUGUAUACUCUUAGAUUUUAAUGAUUUUUUAAAGUUAAUUUUCUCCAGUUUCUCUGGGGAACUGUUACAUGGUACUCUUCAUGUUAUUAUGCCAAAAAUACAUCCUCUCCACUUUUAAUUAUGUGUAGUUAGUUAGGUGGCUCAGAUGGUAAAGAAUCUGCCUGCAAUGCAGGAGACCUGGAUUCAAUCCCUGUGUUGGAAAGAUCCCCUGGAGGAGGGCAU
Cervus elaphus (red deer) is the source of this 3197-nucleotide messenger RNA. RefSeq names its product F-box protein 4 (gene FBXO4). The transcript has 7 exons. Gene Ontology annotation, biological process: SCF-dependent proteasomal ubiquitin-dependent protein catabolic process; protein polyubiquitination. The record is from RefSeq and is a predicted model, not a curated record. Gene Ontology annotation, molecular function: protein binding. NCBI's taxonomy places the organism in Eukaryota, Metazoa, Chordata, Mammalia, Artiodactyla, Cervidae. The coding region runs from base 694 to 1857 and encodes 387 amino acids. Gene Ontology annotation, cellular component: SCF ubiquitin ligase complex.